AUGAACCGUGACGUCACCGGAGAAGGCGACUCUGUUUCUGUUUCACACGAACCAUCGACUUCAAAAAAUUCAUAUGAUGUCUUGUUGAUGAUCUUUGGCUCAAUCGGAGCUGCUGGGAAUGGUCUUUCUAUACCUCUCAUGACAUUGUUGUUCGGUGAUCUCAUUGAUUCUUUUGGUGAAAAUCAGAACAACAAAGACAUUGUUGAUGUUAUCUCAAAGGUUUGUGUGAAGUUCGUCUACCUUGGACUUGGAACACUAGCAGCAGCAUUUCUUCGUAAGUCAAUUAUUACCCGCGAUUCGCGUGUUUCUCCAUUGUGA
Messenger RNA from Arabis nemorensis, 318 nucleotides. Lineage: Eukaryota; Viridiplantae; Streptophyta; Magnoliopsida; Brassicales; Brassicaceae. The record is from the annotation of a GenBank genome assembly.